AAGUUAGAAGACGAGAAAAGCAGCUAAAAACGAGAGAAAAAAAAGGAAGAAGAGGAGAAAAGAAAACCAGCGAAUCUCUCCUCUUCUGCUUUCCUGAAAUUCUGAGAAAGACAGAGAUGGUGCUGUCGCAGAAGCUUCACGACGCCUUCAAAGGCACCGUAGAGAGAAUCACUGGUCCUCGCACUGUCUCUGCGUUCAAGGAGAAAGGUGUUCUCAGCGUCACCGAAUUCGUCGUCGCUGGCGAUAAUCUCGUUUCCAAAUGUCCCACAUGGUCUUGGGAAUCAGGUGAACCAAGCAAGCGGAAGCCAUACUUGCCACCCGAAAAGCAGUUCUUGAUCACUAGAAAUGUUCCUUGUCUGCGAAGGGCUGCGUCUGUAGAAGAAGAAUAUGAAGCUGCUGGAGGCGAAGUGCUACUUGAUGGUGAAGAUAACGAUGGUUGGCUGGCAACUCAUGGGAAACCAAAAGACAAUAAACAUGACGAGGAUGAUGACUUGCCUUCCAUGGAGAUCCUAGAAAUCAGUCAGAAAAAUCCUAUUCGAUCAAUUCCCUCGUACUUUGGGGGUGAGGAGGAAGAAGAUAUUCCGGACAUGGCUGAGUAUGAUGAACCUGACAACCUUAUUGAAACGGAUCCUGCGACACUUCAGUCUACAUAUCUUGUGGCUGAGGAACCUGAUGAGGAUAAUAUUCUUCGAACCCGAACUUAUGACGUCAGCAUCACGUAUGAUAAAUAUUAUCAAACACCUCGAGUAUGGCUUACUGGCUAUGAUGAGUCAAAGAUGCUUUUGCAGCCUGAACUUGUACUUGAAGAUGUUAGUCAAGACCAUGCACACAAAACGGUAACCAUUGAAGAUCAUCCUCACUUGCCUGGGAAGCAUGCAUCUGUUCAUCCAUGUCGACAUGGAGCCGUGAUGAAAAAAAUUAUUGAUGUUCUAAUGUCACGCGGGGUCGAGCCGGAAGUUGACAAGUACCUUUUCUUAUUCUUGAAAUUUGUGGCCUCUGUAAUUCCAACCAUCGAAUAUGAUUACACUAUGGACUUUGAUGUUGGCAGCUCAAGCAACCGAUGAGAGGUAAUGGCACCUCAUCAAAGUAGGGAUGAAUGCGGGAUAAGAGUGUGGUUUGUAGAAUUUUCCCUCUUGCAUAUAUCCAGCACUAUGUAAUUUUGUUACUUGUUAUUAGUUAAAUGUGUCCUUAUCAAUGCUUGUAAUGUGGCAACGAUUUGUUUUGCCAGAUGGGGAAGCUACAGAUUUCGUGAAAAAAUAAAGCAACAUAUCCUUAGUUACUCCUUAGUAUCUACAAUCGUUCAACUGUACAACAUCCUCAUCCUUUGUAAAUGAAACUUAUAAUCUAAUAAUUUUUGUGCUAGACCGAGCAGUUGUUGAAUUUGUAUUGUAAGUAGUGUUGUGGAGUUGCUGUAUAUAUGCUAAAACGGAGGAAAUCACCUUUACCUUAUAUGUCGUAAUAAGAACACCCCCCUCUCCCUUCUCACUGUUUAUUGUCA
Juglans regia (Persian walnut) is the source of this 1498-nucleotide messenger RNA. RefSeq names its product autophagy-related protein 3. The record is from RefSeq and is a predicted model, not a curated record. NCBI's taxonomy places the organism in Eukaryota, Viridiplantae, Streptophyta, Magnoliopsida, Fagales, Juglandaceae. Gene Ontology annotation, biological process: autophagy of mitochondrion; autophagosome assembly; nucleophagy. The coding region runs from base 117 to 1064 and encodes 315 amino acids. Gene Ontology annotation, cellular component: cytoplasmic ubiquitin ligase complex; cytosol. The transcript is spliced from 10 exons. Gene Ontology annotation, molecular function: Atg8-family ligase activity.